UGUAAAUUUCCGAGACAGAGAACAGUUCAGAAGUCCGGGGGAGUCUCAAAGGGUUUAGAGAAUCGCAGACCAGACAAUGGGGAGAACUCUUUGCUCUACCGUCGUCAUUCCCCUUAAACUGAGGAGAUUCUCUUCGGUUCCUCAAUCUUGUCCAGGCAAACCGAACCAUAGGUUUGCUUCCUCUUUCAGGACAAGUGUGCCCCUUUCUGCGACACCUGCACGCUAUUUCCAGAAGAGGGCCGCGAUUUCUGAAGCUCCAAACACAAGGAAGUAUCCAAGAGUGGGCGCCGAGUCGACGGGCCCAGUUCCUGCGUCGGAGCUCCUUGGGAUCGUCGAGCUCGCCGCUAAAAUCGGAGCAGAGGUUGUCAUGGAUGCUGUUAACAAGCCACAAAAUAUUAGCUAUAAAGGAGCCACAGAUUUGGUGACAGAUACAGAUAAAAUGACUGAGAAUGUCAUUUUAGAUGUUGUGAGAAAGAAAUUCAAAGACCACCUUAUUCUUGGGGAGGAAGGAGGUCUUAUUGGGGAGACAGCUUCUGAUUAUCUUUGGUGCAUUGAUCCCUUAGAUGGGACAACAAAUUUUGCGCAUUGUUAUCCAAGCUUUGGUGUAUCAAUAGGAGUUCUCUUUCGCGGAAGGCCAGCUGCUGCUUCUGUGGUAGAGUUUGUUGGUGGCCCUAUGUGUUGGAACACUCGUACAUUCACUGCAUCGGCAGGUGGUGGAGCUUUUUGCAAUGGUCAGAAGAUCCAUGUUAGCCAGACUGAGCUGAUAGAACAUUCGCUACUUGUAACUGGAUUUGGAUACGAACAUGAUGAUGCAUGGGCAACUAAUAUGGAUUUAUUCAAGCAUUUCACUGACAUAAGCAGGGGGGUUCGUAGACUUGGUGCAGCUGCCGUGGACAUGUCUCAUGUAGCCUUGGGUAUUGUUGAAGCCUAUUGGGAGUAUCGCCUUAAACCAUGGGAUAUGGCUGCCGGAGUACUGAUAGUUGAAGAAGCUGGUGGGACUGUUACGCGCAUGGACGGAGGAAACUUUUCAGUGUUCGAUCGAUCCGUCCUCGUUUCAAACGGCAUUGUUCAUGAAAAGCUUCUUGAGAGGAUUGGUCCUGCUACUGAUGAAUUGAAGGAGAAAGGUAUUGAUUUCUCCCACUGGUUCAAGCCUGAGAGUUAUUUCACUGAUAUCUGAGCUCUAAUUUGCAUUUUUAUUAUGAAACAUCAUCCAGCUUUUCUUCACUUAUUCCUUCUGGCCAUCUUGAUGAACAAAAAUUCAACCUUAUGUAAAACAAUUGGCUUCAUUUGCUCAUUCAGAUGAGAAUAUGUUCAUAGUAUGGCACAUACCAUUCAAUUCUUAUGUUUUUACAUAUAU
Phalaenopsis equestris is the source of this 1357-nucleotide messenger RNA. RefSeq names its product phosphatase IMPL1, chloroplastic. The record is from RefSeq and is a predicted model, not a curated record. Gene Ontology annotation, biological process: signal transduction; phosphatidylinositol phosphate biosynthetic process; inositol metabolic process. NCBI's taxonomy places the organism in Eukaryota, Viridiplantae, Streptophyta, Magnoliopsida, Asparagales, Orchidaceae. Gene Ontology annotation, molecular function: inositol monophosphate 1-phosphatase activity.